Messenger RNA from Rangifer tarandus platyrhynchus (Svalbard reindeer), 843 nucleotides. NCBI's taxonomy places the organism in Eukaryota, Metazoa, Chordata, Mammalia, Artiodactyla, Cervidae. The record is from the annotation of a GenBank genome assembly.
AUGGAAGAGCAGGAGUUGCAGAGGAAGGGGGAGCAGAGGCUGGCGGAGGGAGGCCACUUGCCCACAGUCACAGGACCAGGAGCACACAAGUUCAUAUCUAGGUUUUCUAUUUACAGCAAUUGGGAAAAUAGAAUGGAGUGCACGCCGGCUGCGGGGAGCACAAAGCGGGGCGCACUGAGGGCGCCGGCAGCUAGCCGGCGAGCUAAGCGAGGCCCGUGCGCCCGCGCCUGCAGCGCCCUCCGGGCGGGGAGAGGGGCCGCCGGCGUCAGCGCGGGCAGCAGCAUCCGCGCGGUGGCAUCCCUAGGCGCUUCGGUCGCCGUCCUUUGGACCUGGACACUCGCUGCCCCGCUGUCAGCAUCCCGCUUCUAUCCUUUACCCCAAUCUGCCUGCCUCUACCCGGCCCCCGAGAGCCGGAUUGAGCUCAGGCCCGCGCAGCAGCUGUUGCUCGUGUUACUGCCUCGCUUCGCGUCUUGGUGCUCUGCCGCGAGCCCCCUAAGGAGCCAGUGCCUGUGGGUUUGGAGGGAGGUGCCGCUCAGCCGGUCCUCCUCCUUCUCCUCUUCCUCCUGCUGCCGCCUCCGGUGCCUGGUCCGUGCGCACCCCGACACCCCUGCCAGCCGGGCCUGGGGUAAGUGCGCUCGCUCAGCCGGGCAGCGGCGGGAGAUGUGGGCGGCAGCGAGGGGAAGUCAAGGCAAACUUGGUGGCUUGGAGGGCCAGAGAAAGGUCUGGGGAACCGUGGGACAAGAUCGCGGGCCUAAGAGGUACGAGGGGGCGCGGCUCAUGAAGCUGGGAAAAAUGACGGAUCUGGAGGAGCGGGAAUCUAGUAACCUCUUUACGGGGUUUUGA